Messenger RNA from Amphimedon queenslandica, 978 nucleotides. Its product is annotated as cytochrome P450 3A19-like. The transcript has 8 exons. The record is from RefSeq and is a predicted model, not a curated record. The coding region runs from base 1 to 936 and encodes 311 amino acids. Gene Ontology annotation, molecular function: monooxygenase activity; heme binding; iron ion binding. Lineage: Eukaryota; Metazoa; Porifera; Demospongiae; Haplosclerida; Niphatidae.
AUGUAUGCCCAGUAUUUCUUAAUAAGUCGUUUUAUUGGUGGAUCUUCAGAUGAAAUUGUUCCUAACGCCUGGUAUAGGUAUGGCUUUGUUAUUUUGACAUGCUUAGGAAUUGGAUUUGUUGUAGACAAUUACUUUGACUCUGAAGCAAUAUUAUACAGUGUCUAUGGGUUUGCUUAUUUCUUUCAGUUCAGUGGUUUCUGUAGUUUCACUGCUAACAUUAUUCAAGUUUGUUUCUACAAGUAUAUUCCCAGUAUGCUGACUAAAAUGAGUGUUGGUAUCUUCCUUGCUUUCAUUGCUACAGUUUCUAAAGUGAUCAUAUUUGUCAUUGAGGGGUCUCAUCCUGACAUAAACAACUUUGGAUAUGAAUCUCUAAGGGACAAAAUAAUUGACACUAUCACACUAAUCAAAAUAAAUCCUCAUGAGCAAAAAGAACUGUGUCAAGCCAUUGAUGACUACUAUGAGGAAAAUGAGAAUCCUUUUUUGUAUGAUGCUUCACAAAGCAUUCCUUAUUUUGAUUGGGUCAUUCAGGAGGCACUGCGUAUAUAUCCACCAGCACCAAUUACCACUCGUUUGUGUAACGAGACAUGUACAAUGAAUGGCGUCACAAUCCCUGAAGGAUGUAGAACUAUUAUUCCAAUACUAAAGAUGCAUAUGUCACCAGAGUAUUGGGACCAGCCUGAAGUUUUCAAUCCAAAACGGUUUAGCCCAGAAGGCAAGGAGGGUAAGAAUCCUCAGGCUUACAUUCCUUUUGGUUCAGGACCAAGGAGUUGUAUUGAAAUGAGGUUUGCACUAAUGGAGGCUAAGGCUUGCUUAGUGAGUAUAUUGAGGAAGUAUAGGUUUGAAAGAUCACCUGAUACUCAGGUACCAUUGAAAAUGGUAGUUGCAGUUUUGCAAUAUCCAAAGGAUGGCAUUUUUAUUAAAAUUGCAAAAGUUUGAAGAUGACUGAUGCAAUCUUCCAUGCAGUUGAUGACUUUUUUC